UUUAAAAUCAUCAGCUGUAUUUUCAUGGCAAACUCUUUUACGCACUAUUACGUAGUAGAACCUCGAUUAUUGCAUGAAAGCAUUAAUCAUGGUGUUGAGAAGUGCAGGGAAUAGUCACUAAGCAAUGAAUAAUUCCUUUAAAAUUUGUUUCGACAUUCUGACGAUUCAUGGUAUAUAUCGAUUGUUUAUUAUUUUUCCAUUGAAGGAUCACCUAAGAUUAGUCUAUAACAGUGUAUCCCAAAGAUUUUUGGUUACAUGUGGAAAAUUCAUAUAUUUUGUUUACUUAAUUAUUAAAGACGAUUUUGAACGAAACAUAGUUUGAGAGAUGUUAAUCUACGAGCACAAAUAUUUUCUAGAUCUACGAGCAUCGCUUACAAUGUAAGGUUGAAAGUCGCUGCACACCGCAACACUGCUUCGACAAGAUAGCAUCGAAUGCUCAACUAUGCGUUUAAUUCGAAACUGAGCCUCAAAGAACCACAAGUCGGCAAAAUUUAGGGUCGUAUGGUGAGGCCAUAUAUAAAAGAGGAGUUCAUUAAACGACCGCAGUUAAAGUUUCGACGUGAAACCGUUAAGGAAGAUGAAAGACUUUAGCAUCGAAAGUAUUUUAUCUGACACGUUAGUUUUUAAGCAAAGUAAUCGAUUCGAAAAAAAAUUUCGAUCCGAAAAUUACGAAAAUUUCAAGAAAGAAAAUGAUUGGAAACAAUUCGAAGCGAAUUUGAAAAUUAGUGUAGAAGAAACACGCGCGUUGAGUAUGAAAAAUAAUUGUGGAUGUAUCGAGGAGAAGUCUGUAAUUAUCAAGGAAGAAAUGUGCACAAAAAUCGACUUGAGGAAAACUCAUGAAUUUUGUGAAAGGGAAAGUGGUGACGUCAGUUUGAAAAAACAUACCGCGUCCGAGAUGAAAAGAAAACGCGAAAUAAAUUUCAGAAAAAGUCCCAGAGGAUCACUAAUUGACAAACUGUUUAUAAAUUCUAAAGAACCUGAUAAACAUAAGCCUUAUAAGAAUUCGCUGGUACUUGAAGAAUUCCAAGACACUCGUCGUGAAAAGAAAUUUACGUCUAAUAUUCUUAACGGUAUCUGCAGGACCUUCGAUAUAAUCGACGCAAAACCAAAUGUUGCAAUUCCUCGAGUAGGGAGAAGUACGCAAAUUGAUGUAACAACAGAAUUGCGUGCGCAAGAGAAUUUCGAUCUAAUUGAGACAAAUGGGACGAACACUGCCGAAAGAAUUAGUGAAGAAUGCAAUACAGAUUCGAACAAAUUUCAAGUUGAAGAAUGUAAUUACAGGGAUAUCGAUAAGAACAAUUAUUGGAAGAACGCUAAAAUAAACGAUCAACUGAAAAAAGAUUCCGGGAGGAAUUUGAAGAAAGGCCAAAGAAAGUUGAACAGAAAUAGAAAAAGACAAAUAAAAACAGAUGAAAGUGGAAUGUUUAAUAAUAGUCAAAUUAACGAUCUAAAUUUAAACGAAAAUCGCAGCGAACUGUUGGGAAAUCAAACUAAAUGUUCGAAAGAUAAUUUAAGUAGAAAGUCGGAAAAAAUGGAAAGCAGAGAUUCAUUAUCCGAUAAUCAAAAUAGAAAAUUAGUCGAAUCUUUCGAAGAUGAAACGGAAGGAUUGAAAGUAAUGCAAAAAUUAAAAAAGUUAGAAUGGCUUCAAUUUACAAGAUACCGACCUCCGAAAAUUCACCGAAAAUCAACAAUUGGCAGAAAUAAGAGAAAGGCGAGUCUUCAGCCUCGAAUUCCAUUUUCAACCUUUCAACUUGAUUUUCUUGAACAAAAAUUUCGAAACAGUGCUUAUCUUUCGAGAAAUGACGUACUGGACAUUUCUCUUAAUUUAAAACUACCCCCUAAAAAGGUAAAAAUUUGGUUCCAAAAUCGACGUGCUAGGGAACGACGUGAAUUCCAUGCUAACACACAAUAAAAAGUAUAUGUAUAUAAUAGGAUACAACCUAUUGUUAACAAAUUUGUAUGUACUAAAAAAUAUUUUCAUCAAUUAAUUCUCAUAUACUCAUAUGUUAUAAGUCACAAAACUUCAUUUUUGCAGGUCUAGAAUUAAUAAAAUUUUUAAAAAUAUUGAUAUAUUGUAAAAACAUUUAAAAUAAAUUUGUAGAAUAUUAAGCAUAAACAUGUAAAUUUUCUUCGAAUUUGAGUUCAUAAAUGAUGUAUGAGAUUACCAUGCAUGACAAGUGUGUAGCUAUAUAUAGCUUCUAAUUUAUAAGAAAUACUAUGUAAUAUUGAUUUUUUUUUACA
This is a messenger RNA of Hylaeus anthracinus, 2241 nucleotides long. RefSeq lists its product as uncharacterized. The coding region runs from base 578 to 1912 and encodes 444 amino acids. Gene Ontology annotation, cellular component: nucleus. The transcript has 3 exons. Lineage: Eukaryota; Metazoa; Arthropoda; Insecta; Hymenoptera; Colletidae. The record is from RefSeq and is a predicted model, not a curated record. Gene Ontology annotation, molecular function: RNA polymerase II transcription regulatory region sequence-specific DNA binding; DNA-binding transcription factor activity, RNA polymerase II-specific. Gene Ontology annotation, biological process: embryonic morphogenesis; regulation of transcription by RNA polymerase II.